AUGGACACCAUCUUAGUCUUCAGCCUAAUGAUUGCAUCCUACGAUUCCAACAAGAACGAUCUCAGAAAGAGCAGCUGCCAAGUGGAACAGCUGCCCAGCUUCUUCCCAGAGGAUGUGCGGAGCAACAGGGAUUUGGUAAUAAGAGUUCCUCCAGAAAUUCACACAGAUAUCAAAGGGGCCCCAUUCAUCCGAAAUCAGACUAUAGCUACCCUGCAGUGCCUUGGCUCCAGGAGGAGAGUGACAGUCCACCUUGUAUAUUCAGAGAGAAGGCCAAAGGUCAAGUACAUUCUGAAGAACCGGCCAGUCGUUACUGAUCUUCCUAGAAACCGCACUGCUUCCCCAAGCUGUCACCUCAGGCCCACGUCCCAGUUUCAGAACGGAUUCCUUCUAACAGCUUUUUUACCAGGGAUCUCACAAUGCAUGGUGUACCCAGCGAAGGACAGAUCUGCUUCGUCAGAGACAGUGCCCAUCACUGCCAUCUCCACAACGCUGAGAAGAAAAGGAGAGGAAACUCUGAGCACUGGGGCUUUCCCCAUCCCUUUAACACAAGACAUAGACGUGUCCUUAAAGAGGAGGCAGAAAUGGAGUAUCAUAGUUAAAGCUCUGAUUGCUGCUACUCUGCUGCUCAGUGGGGCCGCUAUUAUAGUGUUUGUCAUCUUUGAAGUCCCUUGCCCGUGUCAAUGCCUACGACGGCUGUGCCAAUGCCAGUGGCUAUGGAGAAGGGAAAGGAAGGAAGACCAGCAACCCGGGACAACUGAGUCCAAGGUGGACUCUCAGCCUGAGAAGGAAAGUAUUCUUUGUAGAGUCCGACAGGAUGUUCCUAACUCUUCAGCCUCAAAGAAAACAACAGGCACCACUGUAAUCCACCAGACGUACUUCUGAGCUCUGCUUUGCCUGACUCUGAAAGCAGGUGCUGUCUUCGACACCACUGUCUCCUCAUUGCAAAUCAAUAGGCGAUGACACUUGAAGCUCUCACACUCAUC
Rattus rattus (black rat) is the source of this 983-nucleotide messenger RNA. RefSeq names its product chromosome 9 C17orf78 homolog (gene C9H17orf78). The transcript is spliced from 7 exons. The record is from RefSeq and is a predicted model, not a curated record. The coding region runs from base 1 to 882 and encodes 293 amino acids. NCBI's taxonomy places the organism in Eukaryota, Metazoa, Chordata, Mammalia, Rodentia, Muridae.